AUGGGAGUUCUCCAGUACUUCUACAAGGCCGAGGAUGACAUCCAAGGCUCCAAGGUACGCGCGAUCUGCGUCGGCCUUUUCGUCGCUUUCGGCGGUGUCCUGUUCGGAUACGACACCGGUACCAUCUCCGGUGUGCUAGCCAUGAAUUACGUGAAAGAGACGUUUACGUCAACAGGCAAAUUUACCGCCGGGCAAACAUCACUUACUACGUCGAUCCUGUCUGCAGGCACGUUCUGCGGCGCGCUCGCCGCGCCGCUCGCUUCGGACGUACUCGGCCGUAAGCUCGGGCUGCUGAUCUCGGCGGCUAUUUUCACAGUGGGUGUCGUGCUGCAGGUCGCAGCAACGUCACUGGGUCUCUUGAUCGCCGGCAGAGUCAUCGCAGGUGUCGGUGUCGGUGUGUUGUCCGCCAUUGUUCCACUUUACCAAUCGGAGGCGGCCCCCAAAUGGAUCAGGGGUGCCGUGGUCUCGUGCUACCAAUGGGCGAUCACGAUCGGGCUUUUGCUAGCGUCGUGCGUCAACCAAGGCACACACGCCCGUACCGACUCUGGCUCGUACCGUAUCCCAAUUGCCAUUCAACUAUUGUGGGCUAUCAUCCUUAUUGUCGGAAUGCUUAUAUUGCCAGAAAGUCCCAGAUUUUACGUCAUGCGCGGCAAAGUGCCACAAGCGGCUAAUUCGCUCUCCAAACUCAGAGGCCUACCCAAGACGCAUCCAGUGAUUGAGAACGAAUUGCAAGAAAUCGUGGCCAACUAUGAGUUCGAGAAGGCGCUCGGAUCGACUACCAUCUGGGACUGUUUCAGGCGCGGUAACCAUCAAUUGAAGCGGAUCAUGAUCGGGAUCGUGAUCCAAGCUUUGCAACAGCUCACGGGUAUCAACUUCAUCUUCUACUAUGGUGUACAAUUCUUCCAAAACUCUGGCAUCAAAAACCCAUUCAUUAUCCAGCUUGUGAUGAACAUCGUUAACGUGAUCAUGACCAUUCCGGGCAUCGCGCUCAUUGAAAUCGCAGGCAGAAGAAACCUUUUGUUCUGGGGUGCGGUCGUCAUGUCUCUCAGCGAAUUUAUCGUUGCCAUUGUGGGCACCGCGCUUCCCGACAGUCAGGCUGCGAGCAAGUGUUUGAUUGCUUUUUCGUGUACGUUUAUCGCGGGUUUCGCGGCUACAUGGGGUCCUUUGGCCUGGGUCGUUGUCGGUGAAAUCUACCCACUAAGAGUGAGAGGUAAGUCUGUUGCCAUUUGUGCUGCUUCCAACUGGCUCUUCAACUUCGCCAUUGCCUACGCGACUCCCUACUUGGUCGAUGACGGUCCAAAAGAUGCUGAUUUGAAAGCUAAAGUCUUCUUCAUCUGGGGUGGUUGCACUUUCUUGUGCAUGAUCUUCGUUUACUUCUGCGUCUACGAAACUAAAGGUCUUACUUUGGAGCAAAUUGAUGAGUUGUUCGAGACCGUGCCCAGCGCACGUAAGUCUAAGGGCUUUGUUCCUGCGGACAACUACAUCCGUGAAUCUCCUGAACUCGACAAAGCCGUUGUCGAAGCUGUUGAAAAAGUUUAG
Lachancea mirantina is the source of this 1539-nucleotide messenger RNA. The record is from the annotation of a GenBank genome assembly. Lineage: Eukaryota; Fungi; Ascomycota; Saccharomycetes; Saccharomycetales; Saccharomycetaceae.